Molecule: messenger RNA, 860 nt
Organism: Onychostoma macrolepis
Lineage: Eukaryota; Metazoa; Chordata; Actinopteri; Cypriniformes; Cyprinidae
Product: zymogen granule membrane protein 16-like
Exons: 4
Coding region: 154-666 (170 amino acids)
Source: RefSeq, a predicted model, not a curated record
GAACUUGUAACAGAACACACACCUCACACAGGCAGAGUAGCAGGUUUCUGGAAUGGAUCACUGGAGCAGACAGACUGGGGAAUGCUGAGGAGACAAUGCUGGAGAGAACACUAGAGAAUCCUGGAGUAGGCGGAACAGCAGUUUUAUUCCAAAAUGUUGCAGUUUUUCCUGAUUCUCUCUGCAGUUUAUGCCAUGGGCAUGGCAGCGCCUUUACCUGAUCUUUUCUCUUACUCACCUGCUGUUGGGGACGGCAGUGGGACUGAAUUUUCCACUGCCAGUGAGGGUCGUAUCACUGGUAUCAGAGUCUGGGAAUACAAUAACUACUGGGGCGGCUAUAUCUCUGGGUUCCAGCUGAGGUACGAGAGUAACUGGACAGCAGCGGUUGGUGUAAAUAGUGGCAAUCUGAUGGAAAUGACACUCUAUGACAAAGAAGUAAUUAUUCAGAUCUCUGGAAAGUAUUACUCUGGUUACGUCUAUGAGGUUGUGUUUAUCACUAAUCAGGGGCGCUUAUUUAAAGUGGGACAGUCUAGUGGGGCCUCAUUUAACUUCUAUCCAACCCAGAAAGGAAAUGAGCUGCGUUUUCUCAGUGGACGACAGAAUGGAAGUGGCAUCACCUCUAUUGGGGCUCACUGGGCCGCAAUACGUACUGCACCUGGGAAACCCUGACAUUAAUUUUUAUCUUCUCAAAUUUUAAUUUAAUGUGACCUCACUACAGAGAAACAGAGAAAAAUGUAUCUUGUACUUGAAUAUCUUUGAUCAUUUGAUUAUGUUAAGGAGAUGUUCUUAUACCUAAGGCAGUUUGUCUCAUUCAGUAAAUUGUUAAAAUAAAAAGUGUAUUAAAUAAAAAUGUAUGAAUAAAC